UCUGCAGAUAUCAUUUUCUGAUUUCUUCAAGAUGUUCCAUUGUUUUAAUUAAGAACAAUUGACCUAUACAGACAUAUGGUUUAGAAAAUGAUUAAAUUGACACAUUAACUAAUAAAUCACUAUAUAACCUGUUUUCCUAUCUAUACGUAAGAAAAAUACACUGAAUACGUUAUUUUUGUAUAAAUUACCAAGAACCAGACUAACUUUUUUGUUGUCUCGUUUUCAUUCCAAGAUGUCAGCCUCCAUGAACUGACUCGGGGAAGAUAAACCUGCAGCAAGACCAGAACUGAAAUAUCCUAUACAAUGUCUGGCAUUCAAAUAAUGAGGAACAAAGCAAUGAUGUCGAUGGUGUGUGCCAGAUGCUUCAACACAAUUACGAAGCGCUUUGCGAGUCGCCGUGCGGAACGACAGCAAAAGCGUGAGGCCAGAAUGCAAGAGGUGAUCCAAGAGAAAGGUGCACUGUCUGAAGCAGCUGAACGUGUGUACGUGUGGGGACAUGCUGCGACUGGAGCUCUUGGUGUGAGUACAUACCUAAGGCCAGAGUCUCGUGUUCAUUUCCCUCUGCCUGAGCAACAUAGACCAGCCCGGCUGCGAUUCAUGGACGAAAAUCACAUAGAGGUCUACGACAUCGCAUGCGGAUAUGGGUUCACCCUGUUUGCCACCAAGCGUAACAGACGGUACAUGGUGAUGGGCACUGGUCUCAACACAGAUUCACAGCUUGGCUACCAUGAGUACCCCAAAAACUCUGGUCGUGUGCUGGACUACAUCAUAGAACCAGUGCCUAUUUCAUUGCCGGGGAUGACUGAUGACAAGUUGAUGAACGUCAAACAGCUUGCGUGCGGCAGAGCUCAUAGCUUGUUCCUUACAAAGGAAGGGGUGUUUGCCCAGGGGAACAAUUCUUAUGGACAGUGCGGCAGAUCUAUUGUAGAGGGGGAGAUAUUCCAUAAAGUCUCAAAUAUACAGAAGAUUGAGGGUUUACCAGAUAACAUUUCAAAGAUGGUAUGCGGGGCGGACCACAGCCUGUUCCUCACAUCAGACGGCAAGGUGUACUCAUGCGGGCUUGGUGCAGACGGACAGACGGGUCUUCAGACUUACGAAAACGUUGGCCAGCCUGAAAGACUCAAAGGAGAUAUUGAUGGCGUAAAGAUCAGGGACAUCGCCUGCAGAGCUGACUGCGUGCUGGCCGUUUCGGAAGCUGGCGACGUCUUUGGGUGGGGAAAUUCCGAAUACAGCCAGUUGUCUAUGGUUACUUCGGAGACGCAGGUCAGCAUGCCGACUCAUCUGCCGGUGAGGAAUUGUGGGAAAGUGAUGCAAGUGGCAACGGGUGGAUCGAUAUGCGCUCUGUUAAAUGAGAAAGGCGAGGUAUAUGUUUGGGGCUACGGGGUACUAGGAAAGGGGCCCAAAGUGGACAUGCUGCAGUCUCCUAGCCUCCUGCCCCUGCCACUAUUUGGGGUCAACGAGCUGCAGCCAGAGGUCAAGGUCACAGAAGUCAAGUGUGGGAUGAGUCACUUUGCAGCUGUCACAGACCUAGGUGAUGUAUACACGUGGGGUAAAGGCAAAUACGGUGCCUUGGGGUUACAGAGGGUUACAGUGCAGUAUUUUCCAUUAAAGAUUGCUUUACCUGCCUUUACCCAUAGAGUAGAAUGUGGAGUGGACCACACAGUAGCGCUGAGUCGAUCAUAUGCAUAAAAUAAAGUGUGGUCUGGUGUGGGACUGAAAUUUGGAAAACAUCAUUUCAAACAGAGUGGACCAGAUUCAAUCGUUGGCAUAAAAUAAACUGCGGACUUGAGACCAUCAUUUCAAUGCCAUUGGACUAGAUUAGAUACAAUCAUAUGCUUUGAAUAAACUUCAAACAAGUGUGAGGCUGACAUUUUGUGAAAUAGUACUUUGAUGGGGGUGGACCAUACAAAAAGCCUCAAGUUGAUUGUAUGCAAAGAAUAAAAUGUGGUCUGGUGUGGUGCUGAAAUUUGAAAAAUAAUUUCCAUGGGAACAUGCCAUACAAAGACACUGACUAGAUCCUUUGUCUAGACUAAACUGUGAUCUGAUGUGGAACUGAAACAGCAUUUAUGUGAUCAUAUGCAUAGAAUAAGAGUAGGACAGAGGAUUGCAGUGCUGAUCGCCUGUGGAAAUGUUUAGUGUGGAGUGGACCCUCUUUUAGAUAGUUUAGCUGAUCACUUGCAUAGAUUGAUGGUGGAUACUGUAAAACCAUUAAAUUUCGUGUGGUACGAAUUUUCGUGGAUUUCGUUGGUCCACUGAACCACGAAUUUAAGUACCAACGUUUAUUUAUACAUUUUUAAUCCAAAAUCGGUCGUUUCUGAAUGUCAUUUCAGACAUUUUCUUGUGUUGUCAGUUAUCCGAGAUAUUUGUUUUUGUAAAAGUUACUUCAUUUCAGUAGGUCACAUUAUCAGUUUUUCUCUUUUUUUUUCAUCAUCUUAAAUGUACGCAAAUAAGAUUUAAAAGAGACAUAACGGUUUUCACACAUGUAUUUUGGGGACCUUAUUACUCAAGUGUUUCUACUAGGGGGCCGAUUGCGCUGAGAAGUGCAAAUAUGGUCAAAACAACAUCGAUGGCAAUUAGUGAGCUGGGACCCACAAGUGCGCCGCUUUAUCGCUCUUAUCGACAAUUAUCGGCAACACUUUCAUACUUCAGUGCACAUUAACCUCAAGUCUUGCUGUCAACACAGAUUAUGCUUCGUUAUUACUCUGGUUGUUUUCAUAAAAGUAUGAUUAUUAUGACGGUCAGUCUUCCCCGAAAAUUUGAAAUCCACGAAAUUACGUGUCAA
Molecule: messenger RNA, 2782 nt
Organism: Dreissena polymorpha
Lineage: Eukaryota; Metazoa; Mollusca; Bivalvia; Myida; Dreissenidae
Product: RCC1-like G exchanging factor-like protein
Exons: 13
Coding region: 304-1689 (461 amino acids)
Source: RefSeq, a predicted model, not a curated record